AUGAGCCGAAGGCUAGGAACAUGCAACAUCAAAAAGGGCGACGAAAUGUACGCCAACGAAGAGCUUAGAUGGAAGGAAAUGGUGGGUUGUCAGUGCCAACCUCGGAUUAAGAACAAAUUAACCGUUUGCGGCUGUCGGAAGAAGGCAAGUCGGACACUCUGCAUCAACGGAAACAUUAAACAAACACUUGAGGUCACGACGAACCUGAUAGUCGGAAAGGGAAAUUCCUCCUGUGUUUCGAAGUCCAAGGUCAGUUCACGCUUGUACCUCAUGAUAUGUAUCUUCUGUCUGUGA
Messenger RNA from Protopolystoma xenopodis, 294 nucleotides. The record is from the annotation of a GenBank genome assembly. Lineage: Eukaryota; Metazoa; Platyhelminthes; Monogenea; Polystomatidea; Polystomatidae.